ACCACAACAACUUUUUCACGAUUAACGGAAUACCUCAACGCGCACCCUGCUUCGCAUCAGCUUUCCUGUUGCGACUUUCAGGAAUCGUUUGUCGUAUCGAGAUAGUGGUUUUUUCUUUCAAUCAUCGCGAUUAUUUCGUCGACCUUACGCGCGCUGGAUUAAUUAUAAUCAUUUUCCUCGGGCCUUGGGCCUGGUUGGUAACCACCUCCAAGUACCAUCCGACGCGUCUACAUUGACGAAUAAUUCCAUCAUUCUUUACACUUCUAUUUGAGUAUCUUCGUUUUUCUCUUCUUUUUACCAAUCGAGAAGCCGCUUUACGAAUAACGAACCGAACCUUAUAUCGCGCUCAUUUUUCACUUUAUCCUGCCUUUGUCUCCGACUUACCUGGACACACUCUUUUUACCUCGCGCAUCGAUUAGAUUUUCAUUUGCGAUAUUUCUUCGCAUUCCAUCAUCAACUCAUCCUUUUACAAAUUACGAACCUAUUCACUUAAAAUAAUCAACUAGCUAUUCUUUUAAGAUGGCGAACCUCUACUUUGCGCACUCCGAUGCGCCCCUCAAGAUCAUUAAGGAGAUUGUCUUCAGUAUUCAAUCUCCUAAAGAGAUCAAGGACCAAAGUGUCGUGCAGAUUAUUCAUCCUGAGACUAUGGAUGAGACUCGAACUAAACCAAGAAUACAGGGUUUGAAUGACCCUCGCCUCGGCUCGCUGGACCGCCAGUAUAAGUGUGCGACCUGUUUGGAAGGCAUGAAUGAGUGUGUCGGUCACUGGGGACAUACUGAACUAGCUGUGCCAGUCUAUCAUCCAGGAUACCUGAAGAAAGUCAAGAGAAUCCUGGAGAUUGUCUGCCACUCUUGCAGCAAAGUGCUCGAUGACAGAAGCAACCCAGAGUUCUUAGCCGCAGUGAGCGCGCGAGACCCCAAGAAGCGGUUUCACGCUGUCUGGUCCGUCUGCCAGAAGAAAAAGUGGUGCAAUAAUGAGCAGGCAAAAGAGGACGAAGAGAAGGAGUAUGAACCCGGCUCUAAGCCGAAAGGACACGACCACGGUGGAUGCGGUAAUAUGCAACCUGUUGUCCGCCAGACGGCUUUGCAGCUCUGGGGCCAUACGAAGGCUAUGGGUGAGGAUGGCUCCAAAGGAACCAAUAAAGAGCUGUUGAGCCCUGCCAAGGUCUUAACUAUCCUCAAGAGAAUUUCUCUGGAGGACAUGCUAGACAUGGGCCUCAACCCCGACUUUUCUCGACCCGAGCAUAUGAUCCUCACUGUGCUGCCUAUUCCACCACCUGCAGUUCGACCCAGUAUUUCGAUGGAUGGAACUGGCCAGGGUCUGAGAAACGAAGAUGAUCUGACGUACAAACUCAGUGACAUCAUUCGUGCCAACAGCAACGUCCACGAGGCUAUUCGAACAGCUGCGCCGAAGCACAUUCAAGACGAAUUUGAGCAGCUUCUUCAGUACCACGUCGCCACUAUGAUGGACAAUGACAUCGCUGGCCAGCCCCAGGCUCUUCAAAAGAGCGGCCGUCCUGUCAAAUCCAUCCGAGCUCGUCUAAAGGGAAAGGAAGGAAGAUUGCGUGGUAACUUGAUGGGAAAACGUGUCGAUUUCUCCGCACGUACCGUCAUCACGGGCGACGCCAAUCUCUCGCUUGACCAAGUUGGUGUGCCUAGAACCAUAGCGAAGACUUUGACGUACCCCGAAACAGUUACGCCAUACAACAUUUCUCGUCUACACAAGCUUGUUCAGAAUGGUCCCAACGAACACCCUGGUGCUAAGUAUGUGGUUCGAACGGAUGGUUCGAGGAUUGAUCUACGCCACCACAAGCGCGCUGGUCAAAUUAACCUUGAGUACGGUUGGAAAGUCGAACGACAUCUUCAAGAUGGUGAUUAUAUUAUUUUCAACCGUCAACCGUCACUCCACAAGGAAUCUAUGAUGGGACACAGAGUUAAGGUGAUGCCUUAUUCCACUUUCCGACUGAAUCUCUCCGUCACUUCACCUUACAAUGCCGAUUUUGACGGCGACGAGAUGAAUCUUCACGUUCCUCAAACCGAAGAAACGCGGGCUGAAAUCCGUGAACUCUGUAUGGUUCCGCUGAAUAUCGUUUCUCCCCAGCGCAAUGGACCGUUGAUGGGUAUUGUCCAAGACACCUUGGCUGGCGUGUAUAAGAUGUGUCGACGUGACGUAUUCCUGACCAGAGAAGAGGUCUAUAACAUCAUGCUGUGGGUUCCUGACUGGGAUGGUGUCAUCCCUAUACCUGCUAUCCUCAAGCCCCGACCUCGUUGGACAGGAAAACAGAUCGUGAGCAUGAUCAUUCCCAAGGAGAUUAGUCUCUACACCAAACCAGGAUUGAAACGCCCUAAAUCAUUCGACAACAGUCAGUGGAACCCUGCGGAAGAUGAGGGUUUGCUCAUCCAGUCUGGACAGCUGCUCAUAGGCGUUCUUACAAAGAAGAAUGUGGGUGCUGCUAGUGGCGGCAUUAUCCAUCUGUGUUAUAACGAGCUCGGUCCUGACGGCGCGAUGGCCUUUCUUAAUGGUUGCCAGCGUGUUAUCAACUACUGGCUCCUACACAAUGGUCAUAGUAUCGGUAUCGGCGAUACUAUCCCAGAUAAGGUCACUAUUGCCAAGGUUCAACAUGAAAUUGACCAGCAAAAGGCCGAGGUGGCAGAUUUAACCCUCCAAGCAACAGCCAAUCAAUUGGAAGCUUUACCUGGUAUGAAUGUUCGAGAAACAUUUGAGAGCAAGGUUUCUAAGGCUUUGAACUCUGCGCGAGAUAAGGCCGGAACUGUCACGGAGAACAGUCUCAAAGACAGCAACAAUGCCGUCGUCAUGGCCCGCUCCGGUUCAAAGGGUUCAUCUAUCAACAUCUCACAGAUGACUGCUCUCGUUGGUCAACAAAUUGUUGAAGGCAAACGUAUUCCUUUCGGUUUCAAGUAUCGUACUCUUCCUCACUUUACCAAGGACGACUAUUCUCCCGAAGCCCGUGGGUUCGUCGAGAACUCAUAUCUGCGUGGUCUUACUCCUUCAGAAUUUUUCUUCCACGCCAUGGCUGGUCGUGAAGGUCUCAUUGAUACAGCCGUCAAGACGGCUGAGACUGGUUACAUCCAACGUCGUCUUGUCAAAGCCCUCGAAGACGUAUGUGCGCGAUAUGAUGGAACCGUCCGUAACUCGCUUGGCGAUAUCAUUCAGUUUGUCUACGGCGAGGAUGGGCUCGAUGCCAUGUACAUCGAGAAACAACCUAUGGAUCAUUGGGUCUUGAAAGAAUCCGAUUUCGAGGACCGCUAUCGUCUAGACGUUAUGGAAGGUAUUCGUGCUCCCGUGCUCGACGCACUAGAGUAUGGUCAAGAUCUUGUUGGCGACAUGCAUGUGCAGGAACUUCUUGAUCUGGAAUGGGAAGCCCUUUGCCGGGAUCGUGAGUUCUUGCGAGAAUUGAAGAAGAACUCCGAGAAGCUCGAGGAUAUGUUCCAGCUUCCUCUCAACAUUGGUCGAUUGAUCGAGUCGUCCAAGAAGCUUCUCAAGGUUGAUGACACGAAGAGAAGUGAUCUGUCUCCUCAAGACGUUAUUCCCAUUGUGAGAAGUUUAUUAGACCGUUUGAUUAUGGUUCGGGGUACCGACGACGUCUCAGUAGAGGCUAACGACAACGCUACGAAGCUCUUCAAAGCCUUACUGCGUUCGAGAUUAGCUUUCAAGCGUCUUGCGGUCCAACACAGGCUUAGCAAGUUGGCUUUCCGACAUAUCAUGGGUGAAUUAGAAACCCGUUGGUCUAAGUCCAUGGUGAGCCCCGGCGAGAUGGUUGGUGUUUUGGCAGCGCAGUCAAUUGGUGAGCCUGCCACGCAGAUGACACUAAACACAUUCCAUUUCACUGGUAUUUCAUCGAAGAACAUCACGCUUGGUGUUCCACGUCUAAAGGAAAUUCUCAACGUUGCGAGUAACAUCAAGACACCUUCGAUGAUGGUGUAUCUAGACGGUUCCACAUCCCAGGAACACGCGAAGACGCUCCGUAGUGUGGUUGAACACACUAAUCUACGCUCCGUCACGGCAAUGACGGAAAUUUACUAUGAUCCUGAAAUCGACUCGACCCAAAUUCCGGAGGAUGAAGAUUUCGUCACGUCCUACUUCCUGUUGCCUGAUGAUAGUAUGCCAGAUCAAAGUAGACAAUCGCGAUGGCUGCUUCGAUUUGUUCUAGACCGACAGAAGAUGCUCGAUAAAGGCCUGACUGUAGAAGACGUUGCUAUCCGUCUUCGGGAAGAAUAUCCUAGUGAUCUAGCUGUCAUUUGCAGCGACAACAACGCGGAUCAACAAGUAAUCCGCAUUCGCCCGAUGCCGGAGGAUAAAGACGAUGCUGAGAAAGCUAUCGAAGAUGACGUUAUGCUGAAGCGAUUAGGCGAACAUCUUCUAGAGAAUCUUACCUUGCGAGGAAUCAGGGGUAUCGAACGAGCUUUCCUGAACAAGGGAACCCGAAUAGCAAUUGAUAAGCAUGGUGCCAUGAUCCAGGCCAAGGAUACCCCGUUAUGCGAGGAAUGGUACCUCGAUACUCAGGGUACAGCUCUUCGAGAAGUUCUCGCCAUUCCCGGUGUAGAUUCUAGGCGUACUAUCACGAACGAUUUGUACCAGACCGUCGAGGUUUUUGGAAUUGAAGCUGCACGACAGGCGCUUCUGAACGAAUUGAGACGAGUGUUAGCCUUCGAUGGUUCAUACGUCAAUGAACGACAUCUUGCUCUAUUAGUCGAUGUUAUGACGUAUAGGGGUAGUAUUGCUGCCGUUACCCGUCAUGGUAUCAACCGAGCCGACACCGGUGCGUUGAUGAGAUGUUCUUUCGAAGAAACAGUGGAGAUUCUCCUAGAGGCUGCUGCCAUGGGCGAACUUGAUGACUGUAGAGGUAUAUCUGAGAACGUCAUGCUUGGUCAACUUGCUCCUAUGGGUACUGGUCACUUGGACGUUUUCCUCGAUCCUAAGAUGCUCGAGACUGUUAUUUCGGAUAACUCCAGGAUGGGCUUAAUGCCUGGUAUGACCAUGAAGGGAAGCCCGAUGGAAGGUGCGGCGACUCCAUACGAUACAGGAUCACCAAUGGCAGACUCCGGUUAUGGAAUCUCCCUCGCGUCACCGUCGAUGGGAGCUGGAAAUUUCUCGCCCAUCGUUGGUGCCGGCUCGGAUUCGCCUUCAGGCUUCGGAACAGAGUAUGGAGGAUUCGGUAGUGCAAGCCCGUACGGUGGACGAAGUCCUGGUGCCACCAGUCCAUUCUCUGGUGGCGCGUCACCUUCGUCACCUUUCAGCAGCUAUGGCGGUGGAGGUUACUCGCCUACUUCCCCUGGCGGUAGUUAUUCGCCUACAUCACCCAUGAUGGGAACUCGCUAUGACAGCUCGCCGCGGUUUAGCCCGUCGUCGCCAUCAUUCUCCCCAAGCUCGCCUCAGUUUAGAGGUGUGGGUGCAACAAGCCCCUCGUACAGCCCUACCUCACCAACUUAUUCACCCACGUCUCCUACAUCUCCGAGACAUUAUUCUCCGACGUCACCUAGUAUGAACUCCCCCACAUCGCCCAAUUACUCUCCACAGAGUCCGACGUAUAGUCCCACGUCACCUAAUAAUCAUAUGGGAGCAACGUCACCUACAUUCUCCCCAGUCUCUCCUAAUUACUCUCCCACGUCGCCUAUGAGUUAUUCCCCAACUAGUCCGCAUUACGCGCCUGGAAGAGCGCAACAGUCGCCAACGAGUCCUCUGUACUCGCCCACGUCUCCUACAUGGUCUCCUAAGGAACCUGGCGCUGGUGGCAGUACUAGCCCGAAGUACUCCCCUACCUCCCCUAAGAAUGAUUAGUCCUCUCCUGCAUAGUAUACAUCCGGCGUCAUGCGUAUUCUUCAUAUUCGCAUUUAGGAGUUCUUUUUCCUCUCUCUUCUGCCUUCUCGUUUUUACUCGACCUCUAUAAGAGGCAUAAUGCAUCAUCAAGGAGGGAGACAUAUUCCUUUGGCAUCGACAUAAGACUAGAGAGAAGAGCAACAAAUCCCGAAAAGUUUAGGCGAAAGGGCAAUGGUCUUUUAAAAAUUUUCUUCUCUGGUUUAUUGUACACUAUUCGCAGAGGCAUGAUUGAUUUAUACGUUCUUGCUUUUUGCUUGAUUUACUCUCCCCCAGACGCGACGCGAACGAAGGGCGGCAGAUUGACAUUCCGCCAUAAACACAUUUCUUCUUGGUCGUCUAGGGAGGGCUCAGUGGAGACGAUGACGAGACGAGAGCUUACGAAGUGGGGGUUGAGUUAUUGUGAUCGGAAGGGCAGAUAGGGCCGGUGGCUACACUCCAGAUAGUGAAAUGCAAGGCCUUUUUUCCUCCGAAAUGAAGGUUUGUUCAUGUGUAAUAAUACCCUCACACUAUGCGGGCGUAGUUGACGUAGCUCGGCUUUUUCGCCUCUGCGUAAAUGAGUUUCGGAGGUUGAUUAGGUAUUAAGUCGAAUCAGUAAAAUAAAAGUACUAGGUAGUAAUGGGUAGUAAGUAAAUGCCAGGUACGAUAGUAAUAAAACGUUGUUAUUAAAUUUGCCCCUAUUCGUACGGCCGACU
Molecule: messenger RNA, 6530 nt
Organism: Annulohypoxylon maeteangense
Lineage: Eukaryota; Fungi; Ascomycota; Sordariomycetes; Xylariales; Hypoxylaceae
Product: beta and beta-prime subunits of DNA dependent RNA-polymerase
Exons: 4
Biological process (GO): transcription by RNA polymerase II
Cellular component (GO): RNA polymerase II, core complex
Molecular function (GO): DNA binding
Source: RefSeq, a predicted model, not a curated record